UCUUAAGUCAACUUUGCCUUGUGCGGCAGUAUGGAAACAGACACGAGCAGGUAGUUAACAGCGAAAGACUAGAUUUUAUCAAGGUGUGCUGCGAAACUUACGUAAACAAAUGAUUAUACGUAAAUAGUUUCCGAUAAGUGCAAUAAGUUAUUAGUUCACAUGGAUUAACGUUUGCGUGUGUGUUUUGGACAUAAACCUUUUUGAAGACAGCUUGAAUAAACGCCGGAGAAAUGAAUAAUAUUUCGUUUGACGAUACGUCACUGGACACCUUGGAUCCCAGUUUAUCUUACCAUGAUCCGAGUGGUAUUGACACAGCCCUACUCAAUGAUAUUGAUGACAUGCUCCAGCUUAUCAACAACACGGACAUGGAGUUCGGAGGGUUGUUUGAUAACGCAUCGUUCACCGCUACCCCCUCUCUCGGCCAGGAGCUCACGGCCCUGCCUCACUCCAGCCCCUCUUCUCCUCCACCCGCAUCCUCUACACCCACCACCACCCCCUCUAUCCUCAGCAGCAGCCCACACCUGGACGCCCUGCUGGGUCCCCCCAUCACCCGCAGUUCCUCCGUCCCGGACAAAACGUUUCAGCCUUCCACUUUCCAGCAAUCUCCCCUGGCACAGGUGAACUCCACUCCUGCCAACCCCAUCACACUGCAGACCACACAGCCCAAAGCUCAGCCCGCUCCGUCCCCCAGCCUUCACCCAACCACCCCAGUGACCCAGAGCAACGCUGGUCCGGUCGGAAAGAGCCCUGUGUUCGUCUCUACCCAGCAGACUCUCUUCAGUUCACCUGCACCGCAGCAGUCUGUCGUCACUUACCCUAACCUGAACGGUUACACUGCUGUCACUCAGCAGAGCUCUCCUCAGCCAACCCCGAGUCUCCCCGCCUCUCCGCAGAAUGUUCAGCCAAUGGCCAUUCAAACGCAGGUGCAGACCCUGUCGGCUUCACCCAUCCUGACCGCGACUUCCAGCCCACCGACACACACCAUCUCUACUCAGGUUCAACAGGUUCCUGUCUUGUUGCAGCCUCAGUUCAUAAAGGCUGAGUCUCUCCUGCUCACCACCCUAAAGCCAGAUGUUACCAUGGUAACGACAGUGGCAUCACCCUGCAUCACAUCGCUGGCUACAUCCACUGCACCUAUACAGAACAGCCAACUGCAGGCUCUGAUGAGUGGAGGCACAAUCCUGACCACGGUCCCGUUGAUGGUGGACACAGAGAAACUUCCCAUUAACCGCAUCGCCAUCAGUGGGAAACCAGGCUGCAUGCCACACAAGGGUGAGAAACGUACGGCACACAACGCCAUCGAGAAACGCUACCGCUCCUCAAUUAAUGACAAGAUCCUUGAGCUCAAAGACCUGGUGGCUGGAACCGAAGCUAAGCUCAAUAAAUCAGCAGUGUUGAGGAAAGCCAUCGACUUCAUCCGCUACCUUCAGCAGUCCAACCAAAAGCUAAAGCAGGAGAACAUGGCGCUCAAAAUGUCCGUCCAGAAGAACAAGUCUCUAAAGGACCUUGUGACCAUGGAAGUGGACGUGAAACCAGAAAUCCCCACCCCUCCAGCUUCAGACGUCGGUUCACCCCAGUCCAGUGGAGCCUACUCCCACAACGGCAGCGAUUCGGAGCCGGACAGCCCGAUGGGAGAAGAUAGCAAGCCUGUGGUUGAGAGAGCUGGAGGAAUGCUGGACCGCUCUCGUAUGGCCCUGUGCGCUUUCACCCUCCUCUUCCUCUCAUUUAACCCACUGGCGUCUUUGUUGUGUGGGGGCUGGAGCAGCUCAGGAGCUUCAGUCUCAGGAUCUACUGCAGCAAGGAGUAUGCUGUCCAUACCAGAAGCAGCAGAGUCAUGGGGUUGGAUGGACUGGAUGCUGCCCACCCUGUUGGUCUGGCUGUUGAAUGGUGUUCUUGUUGCCGGAGUUUUAAUCCGACUGCUUGUGUACGGGGAACCCGUGACCAGACCUCACUCCGAAUCAUCGGUCCUCUUCUGGAGACAUCGCAAACAGGCCGACCUGGAUCUGGCCAGGGGAGAUUUCGCUCAGGCGUCUCAGAACCUCUGGACGUGUCUUAAGGCUCUUGGCCGUCCUCUGCCCACCUCUCAGCUGGACCUGACAUGUGCCGUCCUGUGGUCUGCUCUUCGUCUGUGUCUCCAGAGGCUCUGGGUGGGCCGCUGGCUAGCCAACCGCGCCGGGGCCCUUCGGUCAAAUCGGCCCCUACAGGAGGACGCACGCAAGAGCUGCCGUGAUGCAGCAUUGGUCUACCACCGUUUACAUCAACUGCACAUGACCGGUAAACUGGGUGGCAGUCACCUCUCUGCGAUCCACAUGGCUCUGAGCGCUCUGAACCUAGCCGAGUGUGCAGGAGACUGUUUUUCCAUCGCUACGAUGGCUGAAAUCUACGUGUCCACAGCCCUCCGAGUUAAAACCACCCUGCCCCGCCUGCUUCACUUUACCACUCGAGUGUUCUUGAGCAGCGCUCGGCAGGCCUGUCUGUCACCCAGUGGCAGUGUCCCGCCCGCUAUGCAGUGGUUGUGUCAUCCUCUGGGUCAUCGUUUCUUUGUGGAUGGAGACUGGUCCAUACGCAGCACCCCGAAAGAAAGCAUCUACAGUCAGGCCGGAAACUCAGUUGACCCGCUGGCUCAGGUGACCCAGGCGUUUCGCGAGCAUCUGCUGGAGAAGGCCCUGUACUGCGUGGCCCAGCCGCGAGGCGAUAAGACCCUUACAGAUGAUGAUGGGGAAUACUCGGACGCUCUGGAAUACCUGCAGUUACUGACCAGCGCAUCAGAUGCGGCAGGAGCCACGACCCAAUGCUUUGCCAUCGGAUCCAACAUGGCCACCGUUACAGGCUGCGACCCUCACUCGAAAUGGUGGUCAUCGGUUGCCGUGGUGAUCAUCAAUUGGCUCCAAGGAGACGAUAUGGCGGCAGAGAGAUUGUACCCAGCGGUGGAGCAUUUACCCCGCAGCUUGCAGUCCGCCGAGAGUUCACUGCCCAAAGCCUGUCUCAACAUGUUUAAAGCAGUGCGCACCCUGCUGGCCAAACCGGAGAACUACCAGCUCAGCCUCAGCUACUGCGAUAUAGCCAGCAGCCUGUUCAGAGACAGCCUCAACCUCGGCCCACAUUGUAACACCAACAGUUUAGACAAGCUGGUGCAGUUGCUGCUGUGUGAUCUGCUGUUGGUGACGCGCACUAACGUAUGGAGGGAGCAGCAGGUGGAGUCGCAGCAGAGCUCCCCGACGGCCGCGUCACCCGCAGAGCUGCAGGGCUUCCAGCAAGACCUGAGCUCUCUCCGCAAACUCGCUCAGAGCUUCAGACCGGCCAUGCGGAGGUUGUUCCUGCAUGAAGCCACCGCUCGGCUGAUGGCAGGUGCCAGUCCAACACGUACACACCAGCUUUUGGACCGCAGUCUGCGUCGCCGUGCCACACCUGGAAGCAGAACAGAGGAGUGUGAGAUUCGGCCAGGCCACCGGGAGCAGGCGGAGGCCGUGAUACUUGCCUGCCGCUAUCUUCCCCCCUCCUUCCUAUCAGCUCCCGGGCAGAGGGUGGGCAUGCUGGUGGACGCCGCCCGGACAUUGGAGAAACUGGGCGACAAACGCACCCUUCACGACUGCCAACAGAUGAUCAUCAAACUCGGGAGCGGAACGACCGUCACUACCACCUAGCCAACCACACACGCUAUUACAAGCACUUACACAAAGACACCCCGUGAUCUCUCCGUAGAGAUUCGUAAAGCUCUUUAUGUCACGUUCAUCCAGGUACUGAGAGGUCGAAGGUCUUAUGUUUCCUUCUGAUUCCUGAUGCCAUAUUCUUAACAAAUCACAGAUUCACGACCCCUUUUACAAACACAAAGUGUUUUUAUAUGAAAUUAAUUAUUUAACUUAUUUAUCUGCCCUAUGAUAAAUUAAACAGAAGUUAUUUUGUAUUCUUAUUUUCUUUUAUGAAAAGUCUUUAUGAAUUGAUGCACUAUCAGCUCUGACUUUGGCCACUAGAUGGCGUUUUGGUGGGGUGAACUGGGUAUUGUAGAGCUUUUCCGCUUUACUGUAGCACCUUUAGAGACAAACAUACAUUACAAUAAUAGAGAUGAGAGAUUUCGUUUAUUUCAACUGUUAGUUGAAAGAGUAAAUGAAUUCCCGUUUACGGCAUCGCCUGGAAUGAAAUCCGACUAUAUCGAUUUAUAGGCUUUUUAAAAGAGCUUUUUCUUUGUGUAUAUAUGUUUUACGUGUAUUUAUGAUUUGUCUGACGCCGUGGGUAAGCAGUAUUUGCAAUAGAGGGGGUGAUGGGGUUACGUUUUGGGGAUGAAGAAGGAUGCGUGCCUAUUUGCACUAUUAUUGAGGCUGCUUGGUUACCUACAGACAAAGAAGCCCAACCUUUGCCAUUGAGCCAACUAUUGGGUUUAUUUCUGACAGUGACGGUUUUGAGUCUUCCAUUGGGGUCGAAUUAAUUUCACCUCCAUCGAAUGUUAUACAAGUACUGAUCGUAAGCAAAGACAUCAGCGUUUAUAUCUUUAUCCAAAGAUGUGAUUUAAGAUGUGAGGAUCUGCCUGCAGCUUUUGUUAGGGAGUGAAACAUAUUUAUAUUUCAUUUAUAGCCACAACAAUAUAAAAACUGAUUACUAGCCGGUUUAGAUGGUGAGAGAUUUGCUACUGACUUUCGUUACUUGUACGCUAACUUUACAUAGUGCUUGUGAUCAACUCUCAAAGACAAAGUGUGUUUAAACUUUGCUACGCAUACAGUUCAGCAGUUCUGUUUGUCUUGUUUGAUUUAUUCUUAAGGAUGUAAAUAAAAGUCUUUUGUAAUGAAA
Messenger RNA from Misgurnus anguillicaudatus (oriental weatherfish), 4782 nucleotides. It is a transcript of the gene srebf1, whose product is annotated as sterol regulatory element binding transcription factor 1. Gene Ontology annotation, molecular function: RNA polymerase II cis-regulatory region sequence-specific DNA binding; protein dimerization activity; DNA-binding transcription factor activity, RNA polymerase II-specific. Gene Ontology annotation, cellular component: nucleus. Lineage: Eukaryota; Metazoa; Chordata; Actinopteri; Cypriniformes; Cobitidae. Gene Ontology annotation, biological process: regulation of transcription by RNA polymerase II. The record is from RefSeq and is a predicted model, not a curated record.